Aspergillus costaricaensis CBS 115574 is the source of this 1192-nucleotide messenger RNA. RefSeq names its product putative peroxidase. Bases 31 to 765 code for a protein of 244 amino acids. The record is from RefSeq and is a predicted model, not a curated record. Gene Ontology annotation, molecular function: peroxidase activity. NCBI's taxonomy places the organism in Eukaryota, Fungi, Ascomycota, Eurotiomycetes, Eurotiales, Aspergillaceae. The transcript has a single exon.
CCUCUCGUCCUUCGCUCCUCAUCCUUGAAAAUGGAGCUCCAUAAGGGUCAGUACCAUCCUGCGGGACCAGACGACCUACGCUCUCCGUGCCCGGUCCUUAACUCUCUUGCCAACCAUGGCUACAUCGCGCGCGACGGAAAAUCCAUCACCGCUGCAGAGUUGAAAUCGGCCAUUCGAUAUGUCGGACUAGGCCUAGACAUAGCCUCUGUUCUCGUAAGCCGCGUCUUCCAAAUUCACUCCGACGACCCAAAAGACGGACCACCAAGAAGCUCCCAAGUUGGGCUACGCGAUCCAGGUCAAGUGAAUCAAGACGGGAUCCCCGUGCUCAACCUCGAUCAAGUCGGUCGUCCUCAUGCGUUAGAACACGACGUCUCAAUCACCCGUCAAGACCGCGCAUUGGGCGACUGCAUCCACCUAGACCCUGACCUCUACAAACAAUUCCUUCGAACCGCAAAGGGAGGCAGGUUUCACACCACGCUCAUGGGAAGGUAUCGAAAGGCCCGAUAUGAUGAGCAGCAGAGGGACAAUCCACACCUGCAAUUCGGCAAGUUCGAACACUACGUUGCAUGUUCUGAAGUGGCAGCUCUGCGAAGUGUCUUUGGGAAGGGUGUCACGAAGGGCAUCCCGGAUGACUAUGUGCGUGCUGUCUUUGGCGAAGAGCGUCUGCCGUACGAUGAGGGUUGGAGUCCACGACGGUUCAAGGUGUAUUUCCCAGAGGCACUAGCGAUGUUGUUAGUCAUUUCGCACUAUGCUUGGCCGUGGUGAACGCUAGAUUGGGCUGCAGGGCGCUAUUGAGGUGCAGGUUUGCUUGGCGGGAUUUGCGAUGGGAUGGGACUUGCAUAGCCGAGUGGUUUUGCGAGAUGAUUCUUUUUUAUGUGCGAUGCUGAUCAAAGAUCAAAUGUUGGGUUUAUUAGGCUGACAGCGGGCGCGCUAUUGUCAUAUGUGCUUUUUGGGGUCGGUAAUCAUGAAAGACCAAAUUUUGACCCCAAUUGAAGAUUACCCUGAUCCAUUGAUUGUUUCUACUGAGUACAAUAUCAUAGACUGCAUCAUGUCCUAGCUUAGCGAUGUCUGGCAUCUCUCACAAUAGUCUUUGUAUCUCUGCCCACAGAAGGCUUGUUUCAAGUUCCCCUCAUUUGGCUGCACUUCUGUCUCGGUUCGCUGUUGGGGCCGCCCGUGUCGCUAAAUUUAGAAC